This is a messenger RNA of Hypoxylon trugodes, 697 nucleotides long. RefSeq lists its product as uncharacterized. Gene Ontology annotation, molecular function: ribosome binding. The record is from RefSeq and is a predicted model, not a curated record. Gene Ontology annotation, cellular component: Cbp3p-Cbp6 complex; mitochondrion. Lineage: Eukaryota; Fungi; Ascomycota; Sordariomycetes; Xylariales; Hypoxylaceae. Gene Ontology annotation, biological process: mitochondrial respiratory chain complex III assembly. The transcript has 3 exons. The coding region runs from base 228 to 572 and encodes 114 amino acids.
CGAUCUUAUGUUUAUCGAUAACAGAUUAUCGAUUGUGCAGAUAGUAAAGCCUAGUCAUUGAUUGGUUCCGUCAUCGAUGGUCAUUAAUUUUCAUGAAUUCGAUAUACAUCUUUAACUCGAUGCGCCGACGAACACCAACGAUAUAGCAUAUCCAAUUGAAUGCGCAAGAGUUUUUGUCUAGAAACUAGAGAUAUAAUUAGAUACUCUAUUCCCUUCACCGAGCAGUCAUGUCUCGUCAAACAGUUAGCGCCCGAAACCACAUUCUACGGGCGCUCUCCCAGUGGCCCAAGGAUACCCUACGGCCUCAGAUCCAAUUCCACGAUGUUCUACGGAAAAGAUUCGAACAAUCCUCCAAUUCACCUGAACAAGAACAGCUACAACAAGCCAAUGCGUUGUAUUCACUCUUAGACAACCGAUAUAAGAGAAAGUACCCGAUAACAGGGACCCUUUUACAUCCCAAGAGCAAUCCGACAUAUUUCUCCAAUCUUGUACAAGAACUCGAAGAAGCUCCGAAUCGAUCCUCUAUGGAAAGACUUUGGUUGAGGUUAAAGGGGGUUAUACGAUUACAAUAGAAACAUAAUAAGGGAUUUAUACCAGUAUAUAUUAAUGGCGUGUAAGAUAUGGAAGAACCAGAAGACCAAUUGUAUACCUGGAGUUACGGGCAUCUCACGAUCUGCAUUGGGGAAUGGAAUAGUGU